GUGAUGUUCGUGAUUUCCUCUAGCAUCCGUCUGGAAAACGAAAACGUCCAAUUACUUAGUCAUCGGUUAAUCAUUUAGGAUGAGGAUGGAUUGGCAUUGCGAGCAGAGUAGUAGUUGAAUAUACGAGAGCCGCAGGAACGGUAACAAUUGAGGUUUGAGCGAACAGGCACAUUCGAAUCAAUAAGAAUUUCAUCUCUUACCACUGAGAGAGGUGGAACUGGCGUGCAGGAUGUGACACCGGAUCAUUGACUACUAGUUCUGGCUUUAUUUGUCCUCCUAGGUGAUAAUUUAUAUUUUUCAAAAAUGACAUUGAGAUUGACAUAACAUUCCAUACUAGAACCUAAUCGAAUUUAUGAGCAUCAAGCCAGAUUUAGAUAGAAGACUUUUCGGAUGGACUCCAUUGUCCCUUCCGUACUGCCGCAUCCGAUUACUUACUUAUCUCCAUUCAUAUGAUGUUAAUGUUGUCGUCGUCAUCAUUGGGUUAUUUGGCGCUUCCUGAUUCUGUUGGGAAUCCGAGACUCUCUUAUAACAAACGAGGUUCCUAUUUCCUCUGAAUAGAUUAUAAUCGAUGAACACCUGCACUUUCUUGUUUACCUACAAAACUGAGAAAAAAAAACCGAGAGGUCGUAACCAACCUAUACCAAGUAGACGCUCUAUUCAUCUGUAAGUAAUUAGAAUUAUCAACAUUGGGAUGCAUAGGAUUCUAGAUUCAGCUGAAAUAGACAUAUACUAGACACACAACUUAGAACGCACAACGUGUACAAGUCGGGCCUGCUGCGGCAGAGUGCUAGUUCCUAGGUACGUAGCGUACUCCUACGCAAACACUCGAAAGAAUGAUCCCUGCGACACCCGACUACGUGCUCGGGCUCGAGGGGCCAGCGAAGGACUUUCUCUGCGACCUGGAGGCAAAUCAUUACGGUGUCGAGUUCCUGGCAUUCAAGAUUCGAUCUAUAAAUGAGGUACUAGAACAAGUUAGUUGUACCAUCAACAUUGUUGGUAGUUUCACUGCGGCACCAUGCUCUACUAACUUUAGCUACAUUCAUACAUUUGAAAUUUUCUCUAGAUUCCAUAUCAGAGAAACAUGGAAGCUUAGUCGAACAGCAAACAAAGGGAUGAGAUAUGAUGAGUUUUUUCUGUGUUGUUCUUCAUUCGUGGCUGUUAAAUGGGUGAUGUCGACACAAAUAGAAAAAGCUAUAAUUAUUAUUGAUGCAGCAAAGAGAAUGAUUGUAGUUGUUUUCUUCCACUUGCGUGAUGUGAAUAAAAUCAGGACACCGGUGAGUCAAAAGUUCAUUUUGACGUGCGUGCAGACGCCGCCGCGGAGGCCGCGCAACCACCACCAGCAGAUCCAGACGAGAUUAGAAGAGUGCGGUACCACUUCGGACCGGCCUUUCUUGAUUUGAAGACCAUCGGAACGGAGCUCGAGUUUCGUUGCACCAAAGAAGUUCGGAAUUUCCGCAUGAUCGAGCGACACUUCUUCAGGGACGAGUAUUUCUGAUUUCCUAGCAUUGUUUCGAUUUUUGAAAACUCGCACUAUAUACUUAGUCGUUUCUGGCCUACGUACUUUAUCCUACUCUAAGGCAUGUUCUAGAUCGAACCAACAUGACCACAACGCACCAGGUGCAUCAAGAGCUACGACUUUACCUUCCCCUUCUGUAUGCCGAAUAGCGUGAAUACGUGGGAGAUAAUAUAUUCUAUGCCAGAGGUGCUGGACGAUCACUUGAAGGAACUGAUAACUGCUCAUCCCUGGGAGACCACAUCAGACAGUUUUUAUUUUGUAGACGACGAACUGAUCAUGCACAACAAAGCAGAAUAUUCCUACUCUCCAGACCUUCCGGAGCAGUAG
Molecule: messenger RNA, 1843 nt
Organism: Amoebophrya sp. A25
Lineage: Eukaryota; Dinophyceae; Syndiniales; Amoebophryaceae
Source: the annotation of a GenBank genome assembly